GCGCGGCGUGACACAUGCAUCUCCGCGAGCAAACGACAACAUGACCGUCUGGCCCAGCUGCCGUGUAUUGUCAAAUGAUACUCAAGAACUCAAAAUUUGCGACUAAUUUCAAAGCGAUUGUAUGACAGACCAAGUGAGAAGCUACAACGUCUUUGUAUCCAGCAUUAGUUGCUCGCGAGUUGCUUGCGAUCGUUACAUGAUGAAGCAGUGCAAAUGCAGGCUAUCAGUAAGGUCUCCGAAUUUCAUCCCACACUCACAUACAUCAAAAUGUAUUGCUGCGCUUGCAGACCUCAAGCUCGAAAUCACUCAGAGCGAAGAAGCUAUUUGAAAGGAUAAAUGAGUUUUCUAGAAUAUUGAAUACGUUUGCAUAAUCAAUGAAGGUAUGAAGUAAG
This is a messenger RNA of Protomyces lactucae-debilis, 392 nucleotides long. RefSeq lists its product as uncharacterized. The coding region runs from base 122 to 328 and encodes 68 amino acids. The transcript has a single exon. Lineage: Eukaryota; Fungi; Ascomycota; Taphrinomycetes; Taphrinales; Protomycetaceae. The record is from RefSeq and is a predicted model, not a curated record.